Messenger RNA from Penicillium verhagenii, 1623 nucleotides. Its product is annotated as cytochrome P450. The record is from RefSeq and is a predicted model, not a curated record. The transcript is spliced from 5 exons. Bases 1 to 1623 code for a protein of 540 amino acids. NCBI's taxonomy places the organism in Eukaryota, Fungi, Ascomycota, Eurotiomycetes, Eurotiales, Aspergillaceae. Gene Ontology annotation, molecular function: heme binding; monooxygenase activity; iron ion binding.
AUGCACCCUUUUUCACCUGCAGCACUAGGUGCCCUUCUGGGCCUUGCAAUGCACCAUAUUUUCUUCAGGCAUGGCGAAUGGCAUAAAUUGGCACCUGAUAUUCUUCUGGCCCACCUUGUAUCCUUCAUUGCUCUGGAAAUAUUAGUCAACGGAGGCAGAUGGAUCAUCCUAGCAUAUCUCGCCGCAUUGUUCUCCAGCAUCACCAUCUAUCGACUCUUUUUUCAUCGACUGAAUAGUUUUCCCGGUCCCGUCUGGGCACGCAUGAGCAAGAUAGGACACGUGUGGAAAGUCCGGAAGUCCCAGAACCAUCUGUUUCUAAAAGAGAUGCGGGAAAAAUACGGCGAUUUCGUACGAACCGGUCCGAGUGAGCUUACUGUGUAUCACCCUGACGUCUUUGUAGCAAUUGAUGGACCUUCAGCGAAAUGUGGAAAGGCCGAAUGGUACGAUCUGCUGCAUCCGAACAAGUCGCUGGCCACUGUUCGGUCCAAGGAAGAUCAUGCGAAGAGGCGCCGUCAAUGGAAUAAGGGGUUCACCCCAGCUGGCAAUUCAGCACUCAAACAAUACAAUGAGCGUGUCUUCCCAUUGCUUGAUCAGCUCGAUACCUGUAUCCAGUCCGACAUAGCUGCUGGGCGGGUCUCAGAGGCGUCUGAUAUUUUCUACUGGUUUGGGUUCGACCGCAUGGGCGAUCUAAUUUUCGGUCAAACAUUCAACAUGCUCUCGCAGCAGAGGUGGCAUGAUAUCAUCUUUCUGCUCAAAAAGUCCGGGGCAAUAUUAGGACCAUUGAGCCCCGUUCCCUGGCUAAUGCAAAUUGCAACGAAGCUUCUUCCCCGGAUAUUCAUCCUGGGGGAUGGAUACAAAAUGCGAGCGUGGUGUGAAUCCCAGAUGCUAACGCGAAUGCGUACGCCGAUCGAUGCUUCAAAGCCAGCAGAUAUCUCACACUACCUGAUUGAAGAUGGCCCCAGAGAUCUCGCUAGCCAGCCAUGGAUGGCGGGCGAUUGUCUGCUGGCGAUUGUUGCCGGCAGCGAUCCCACGGCCGCGCUUUUAAUUAUCGUUUUCACGGAGCUGGCGGAUCACCCAGCGGACGCUGAGAAGAUCAGGCGGGAAAUUGAGAAUGUUGAUAUCAUGGAUCCUGGGGAAUUGGCAAGGCGUUGUCCCCAUCUGGAAGCGGUUAUCUUGGAGUCUCUGCGGCUCUUUCCUGCGCUCCCUACCGGCGGCUAUCGGAAGACGCUGAAGGAGGGUGUGAGUAUUGGCGGCACGUUCAUACCGCCAGACACAACGAUCGUGGCGCCGAGAUUUCCUAUCGCACGCCGAGAGGACUGCUUCGAGAGAGCGAAUGAGUUUAUCCCCGAGAGAUGGUACAAGAAUCUUGGAUUGGUGCACAACAAAACUGCGUUCGCGCCCUUUGGAACUGGCUCUCAUACGUGUCUUGGAAAACCCUUGGCAAUGAAUGACAUGCGACUUGUAACGGCACGAUUGCUCCGCAACUAUCGCUUUCGGUAUCCGAAAGGCGAGACUGGCGAAGCUUUACGCAACAACUGCAAAGAUCAAUUCACUUCCAAACCUGGUCGAUUACGAUUGAUUUUCGAGGCGAGGGAGGAUACAACUAUACCUCCAAUUGUCUAG